Molecule: messenger RNA, 243 nt
Organism: Microbotryum saponariae
Lineage: Eukaryota; Fungi; Basidiomycota; Microbotryomycetes; Microbotryales; Microbotryaceae
Source: the annotation of a GenBank genome assembly
AUGCUCAGGUUUGCUCGGGUCUGUUUGCGCACCAGGUGGCGUCGCAGCUGUCAGAACCCAAUCAUACUGAUUCUCUUCUAAUUCUAUUUACUUCUCAUGCCACUAUUCCACUCCUACUUUGGACUCCUUCUUUAGCCUAUUACCCUCUACGCCGGAUCCCAGCACCUGAUCGAGACUCGGUUGACACGUUGGCUUGGGUUGAAGUCGUGCGCCUCGCGGGCACUCGUCUCUCUUCCUUCUUGA